GCGUAUGGCUCCGUGUAUGUGUGAGUGGUAGGAGUGAGAUAUGAGUUCACACUCAUACUUCCUAGUUAGGAAACAUCACACCGACCCACUGAGAUGAUCAACAGAUCACAGCGCUACCUGACUGAAGAGAUUGUUUUUCGAGAGGAAGCGAUGCCCCGUUCUUUCCUGGUGAAACGAGGAGGACUGAGGUGGUUGCCUGAAAAUAAACAAUGGCCGACUGAGGAAUUGGUGGAAGCACAGAAGAGGGCCUGGGACGGUUCCUUGCGGCCCGCCUCGGCGGGAACCUUCGACGUGGCGACACUGCUAGCAUGCCCACAUCAGACUCUCCCACCGAGCACUCCGCCUAACAGCCACCAGCUGGUCCAGCUAGCCGGGCCCAAACCUUAUGGUGAGUGUGGCCCUGCUGAGUCUGACUGUCUGGUCAGGUCAGACGCUCGCGGCGUCUCUUCAAUGCCAGUGGCUUCAGAAUAUCCACAGAGAGAGUCAGAGGGACCUGUGGGUCAGCAGAUGUUUAUGGAGAGCAGCAAGGGCGGCCCGAGGCAACAGUGUCCUCUCUGUAACAAGCUGUUUUCCAGUACGUACACUUUAAAGUCACAUCUAUACAAGUGUCACGGGAGCGGUCAGUCACCAGUGGACGCCAUCUUGAGCGGAAUUCAUCCAGACUCUGCAAGCAGGUGGAAGGGCCGGGUGUUUGGCUGCAACGUGUGCGGCAAAGUGUUCAAGCGCUCCUCCACCCUCUCCACACAUCUGCUCAUACACUCCGACACGCGGCCGUACCCCUGCCAGUACUGCGGCAAACGUUUCCACCAGAAGUCCGACAUGAAGAAGCACACCUUCACGCACACCGGAGAGAAGCCUCAUGUCUGCCUCACUUGUGGAAAAGCGUUCAGUCAGAGCUCCAACCUCAUCACCCACAGUCGGAAACACGGAGGCCAACGAACGUAUCGCUGCCCGCGAUGCCUGUUCAGCUUCCAGCACAAGGUGGAUCUGCUCCAACACCAGCUGAACCAGUGCGGACACCGCUGAGA
Synchiropus splendidus (mandarinfish) is the source of this 1028-nucleotide messenger RNA. RefSeq names its product zinc finger protein Gfi-1-like. Gene Ontology annotation, biological process: regulation of transcription by RNA polymerase II. The record is from RefSeq and is a predicted model, not a curated record. Gene Ontology annotation, molecular function: RNA polymerase II cis-regulatory region sequence-specific DNA binding; DNA-binding transcription factor activity, RNA polymerase II-specific. Bases 94 to 1026 code for a protein of 310 amino acids. The transcript is spliced from 6 exons. Lineage: Eukaryota; Metazoa; Chordata; Actinopteri; Syngnathiformes; Callionymidae.